This is a messenger RNA of Aedes albopictus (Asian tiger mosquito), 616 nucleotides long. Its product is annotated as enhancer of polycomb homolog 1-like. Gene Ontology annotation, biological process: regulation of transcription by RNA polymerase II. NCBI's taxonomy places the organism in Eukaryota, Metazoa, Arthropoda, Insecta, Diptera, Culicidae. The record is from RefSeq and is a predicted model, not a curated record. Gene Ontology annotation, cellular component: NuA4 histone acetyltransferase complex; piccolo histone acetyltransferase complex.
GAAUUUUCGUAGUCCGCCGUGGCUGUGGCCCCAGCUAGAAGGCGUUGUAGGUAGCGAGCGCAGUAGUCAACUAGAGCCGCCAUUAUGGCUUUCCGUAACCACGCUCUAGAAGCAAGAACAGAAAAUUGUUUUUUCCCAUUUGUGACUGAGUGCGAGCGCGCCGUGACCACCGUAAUGAACUAGAAAACGUUCCGGGUCGUGUUGCCGGGUCCCGGUGGACCUCCUAGCGGACCUUGGAAGUAGAAAUUUUCGCGUGUUUUUUUCCUUCCGUUCGGUUUUCUCGGUUUUAGGUCCCAGUUUUUGCACGCAUCCAUCGGGCGAGGGGAAGUGGUGCGGUGCUGGAGGGUGGGUGAAAAAGAAAAGAAAGAAAGAGACGGGUGACAGUCAACAAAAAGUUGUGAAAGCUGAUCGAAGCAGGAGGAAACGAGAGAGAGAAAGAAGCAAAGGCGUAGAAGAAAAAAAAUGUCGAAGCUUUCGUUUCGGGCUAGGGCCCUGGAUCCCUCGAAACCAAUGCCCAUUUAUUUGGCCGAGGAGCUUCCGGAUCUGCCGGAAUACUCGGCCAUCAACCGGGCCGUGCCGCAGAUGCCCAGCGGGAUGGAAAAGGAGGAGGAAUCGG